AACAAUUUGGUAAUUAUGCGUAUUACCAGACACUUUUCGCAGUUGUGGGAGAAAGGCACCCCAACCGCUAGGCACUUGAACACGUAUUUCUUCUUUGCGCUGCUGCGCUUGGUGUUGGUAUUUGUGCCCCAAUUGGGUUACGUGCAUCCAGAUGAGUUUUUCCAGAGCGUAGAAGUGAUGACAGGUGACCACUUUCGGCUGGAACACACGCGCACCUGGGAGUUCAACAACACGAUGCCGGUGCGGAGCAUAACGCUUCCCUGGGCGCUGCUCCGGGUGCCAUGGAGUUUUUAUGAGUUUGCGGCAUUGUAUGCGCGCAGCUGGUGGCAGGUGGAGCUGAUUAAUAGCUAUGCGUAUUUGGUAUUUCCACGCCUGAUCUACACGCUAAUCUCGUACAGCAACGACUGGUGCCUGUAUCGCAUUUGUCGCCUCUAUGGACUACGCCAUGAGAUCCGCCUGCUGGCACUGGGCAGCAGCUGGGUGUUGCUGGUCUUUGGCACACGCACCUUUUCCAAUACCCUGGAGCUGGCCAUGUGUGCCUGGCUGCUCUGCCUCGUUGCCGAGUGUAUGCUGAGAACCAACACAGUGGUCUAUAAGAAGGAGUAUCUGGAGGAGAGGUAUGACAAGGCUGCGUCGAUCAGUGAGCGUGUGAAGAUCUGGAAGCUGAAGAACGCUCUGCCGGCACACAAUUUACAAUAUUUGUUCGCCAUGUCCAGUAUUUGUGUCGCCGGCGUCUUCAAUCGACCCACAUUUCUGCUCUUUGGCGCACCCAUGGUAUUCUUUUGGCUGCUCCGCGGCAUGGGCACUCGGAGUGUGAGCUUUCGGGACUUCAAUCUGCGCAUUGGACUCUUCUGCUUGUGUGCAUUGCCGGCGCUGAUGCUGUUCAUCUUCUGUGAUUCACUGUACUAUCAGCACCUGACGGUGGGAGAGUUGCACAUGCUUCAACUGGGCAUUGAGAACUUUGUGUUCACGCCCUGGAAUUUCAUCAAAUACAAUCUGGACUCGGCACAGACGGCCACACAUGGCGUGCAUCCUUGUUACGUUCAUCUGCUGGUCAACAUGCCGCUGCUCUUCAAUGUGCUCGGUCUCGCCGCUCUGGUGGCCUUUGCCCAGCUACUCCUGCGUUUCUUCUGCGCCGAGUAUCAACUCCUGCCGCGCUUUCAGAGUAUUGUAUCGCUGAUGUCGGGAGCUAUCUUUGUGCCCCUCUUCUUUCUGUCGCUUAUUAAUCACCAGGAGCCGCGAUUCCUCAUCCCUCUCACAUUUCCUCUGCUGCUGCUGCAUGCGCCCAAGCUAGUCACCGGAUUCAGCGCCACAUACCCCUUCCAAACGCGGCAUCCUCUGCUGCGAUGGCUCUACGAACGCGUCCUGUCCAGCAAAGCCUCCGCCCCGCAUCUUCUGCGCAUCUGGUAUGUGUGUAAUGUUGUGCUGACGCUCUUCUUCGGCUUCAUUCAUCAGGCGGGCAUCUUUCCUCUGGCCCAACGGAUGGCUCAUGUGGUGGCCACAAAACCCUCUGCCACCCACGUCCAUCUGCUCACCUCGCACACGUACAAUCUGCCGUUGCAUCUGGUCAACGUGCCCAGCUCUCGAGUGCUGCACUUUAAUCCACAGACACAUCAACGCUAUCGACACCAGCGCGACUUCUUUUUGUAUGAAUAUGGCGGCCUGGAGCUGGACAAGCUCAUGCACAAGGUGAAGCUCAUUUCCGGCAACUGUGAGCUGAAGCGCAAUGGAGCGAAUCGACUGCGCUAUAAACUGUACCUGGCUCUGCCCGCCUCGCUUAGUGGUGAACUGCACGAGGCACUGCAGCGCUCCAAUGCCAGCAGCUAUCUGCACUUCGAGCUGCUGUCCGUCUUCUAUCCGCAUCUGUCGACAGAGGCAUUUCCACGGUUGCAGGGCCGUCAUCCCUGCGAUGUGGAUGCACCCCAUUGGACGCAUGAUGAUCUGCGCGGCACCUGUGCCGUGGAACAACCGCCCACGUUCAGUUUAUCGUAUCUGAGUCGACAAUUCAGCUCCAUUGUGCAUCAGUUUGGCCUGGCGCUCUACGAGAUUGAUGUGCGACGCAAGCAGCCGCGUAAGUGCAGAAUCUUCACCAGAAAUUGUUCAUAUUUUCUAAUCCUUAAUAUCUUGCAGUUCCUCAUCUGCUUUGCUCUCUUCGUUGCCGUCGCCCAGGCUGGCUUCAUCGCAUCUCCAGUGGCCACCUAUGCCGCUGCUCCCAGCUAUGCUGCCACCUAUGCCGCUGCUCCCAGCUAUGCUGCCACCUAUGCCGCCGCCGCUCCAGUAACCACCUAUUCGGCCGCCGCUGUGCCCGCCGCCUACUCCACCUAUGCCGCUCCAGCCUACACUGCCUCCGUCUACAGUGCUCCGGCCUACACCGCACCCGUGGCAACCUAUGCCGCACCUGCUUAUACUGCUCCUGUGGCCACCUAUGCCGCCCCAGCUGUCAUCAGCCCCUUUCUGAAGAAGAAGUAAAUUCUCUGACCAUGUACUGUAACUAAUUUCCCUUCAUUCGAUCAACUGAAAACUGAAUAAACUGUCCAGAUGACAAAAAAUUUAUG
Drosophila innubila is the source of this 2555-nucleotide messenger RNA. RefSeq names its product GPI mannosyltransferase 4 (gene PIG-Z). Gene Ontology annotation, cellular component: endoplasmic reticulum membrane. Gene Ontology annotation, molecular function: alpha-1,2-mannosyltransferase activity. Gene Ontology annotation, biological process: GPI anchor biosynthetic process. NCBI's taxonomy places the organism in Eukaryota, Metazoa, Arthropoda, Insecta, Diptera, Drosophilidae. The record is from RefSeq and is a predicted model, not a curated record.